CUAAGAAAAUAUUUUAAAAAAUAUAAACAGAUAGUAUAUCACACAAAUUAUAGUGAGUCAGUGUUAUUUUGUUUGAGAGUGCUGGAGAAAAAUAGAUAAAUUACUCUAAUCAUGACUUUAGUUAUUAGUAGUUGAAUAUUCAAUCAUGCAAAAUUACACGAGUACUCCUCAAUAGUUUCUUUUUGAAAGUUUUAGCAAUCGGUAAUAUAAUUACAGUGCAAUCUCCGAUGUUCGAAUUAUGGAAUGUUUUCGGAAAAAUCAAAAAAUAUUUUUAAUAUACAGCUGCUGGAUUUUCUGUCUUAUUUAAAUAAUUUAAUUUUGCCCACAGAUGACUGAUGCCGUGUUCGAAUCUAAAAAGAAAUGUAGACAGUACAGUGGUGAUUAUUUGAAAUUUGGCUUCAUUCCAUUAUUGCCGGACAAACAAUCGCCUAUGUGCCUUUUAUGCAACAAAGUUUUGGGCAACGACGCUAUGAAACGAUCUAAACUGCAAGAUCAUCUGAGAAGAUGCCACCCUGAUAAAACAGAGAAAGACUUGAAAUACUUUCAAACACUCAAAGAUAAAUUUCAGAAGAGUCCUACACUGGACAGAAUGUUCGAUUCGACGUCACAAAGAAACGAUGAUGGUUUGCGGGCGUCUUACAAUAUCUCGUUACCUAUAGCAAAAUCCGGAAAACCGCAUACUAUCGGAGAGAAGUUAAUUUUGCCAGCCGUUGAAGAGGUUUUAAAAACUGUUUUACAAAAACCUGCAUCUGAUAUCAUUAAAAGAAUUCCCUUAAGCAACAAUACUGUUGAAGGACGUAUUGAUGACGAAUUCUGAUAUUGAAAGCUUCUUAUGUAAUUAUUUGCAAACGACCCAUUUCUCUAUACAACUGGACGAGUCAACUUUACCUGAUUAUUAUUGGCAUAUGAUCGUUUUAUUAUGAAUCAAGAAAUCUACGAAGAACUGCUCUUCGCAAGAACUUUGAU
Acanthoscelides obtectus is the source of this 966-nucleotide messenger RNA. Lineage: Eukaryota; Metazoa; Arthropoda; Insecta; Coleoptera; Chrysomelidae. The record is from the annotation of a GenBank genome assembly.